Molecule: messenger RNA, 397 nt
Organism: Entrophospora candida
Lineage: Eukaryota; Fungi; Glomeromycota; Glomeromycetes; Entrophosporales; Entrophosporaceae
Source: the annotation of a GenBank genome assembly
AUGAAGCAUAAACAUAUUAAUAAUAAUUAUUAUGAUAAUAAUAAUAUUACUAUUAAUGAUGAGGAAUAUCGAAUAAUCAGAAAUUAUGGAAGAAAGCUUAAUGUGUUCAAAGCAUAUAAAAAACCUAUUGAAUCAGAAUAUUAUAUUAUAAAAAGAUCUUAUGGUAUUGUUUCAUAUAAAAGAGAAAUAGAUGCAUUAAUUUUAUUGAAAGAUGCAAAGAAUAUUAUGCGAAUUGUAGAUUAUGAUUCGUAUAAGAUGGUUGUUAUUGGUGAAUAUGGACUAUAUGAUUUAGAAAUUUUUUUCAAACAUCAGAUAUGGACUCAAAGACAAGCAGAAAAGGUGCCAAUAAUAAAAGACAUUGUAGCUGCAUUAUCUGAAUAUCAACAUCAUAAUAUAG